AUGAAGUCCCUUUUCUUUGCACUAGGCCUUUUUGCCAUAGCUGCUGUCGCCUUUGCUGAAGAAGAAGCCGAAGUUGAGAAAACGCAGCUUAGUGAGACUGGCACAGCAGUGCUCGCAAAGAUGAGAGCUCUGCGUAAUGAGGAGGAAACUAUUCUUGAAGCCAUUACUAACGAACAGGAUCGGGCUAUUAUCGACAGUAUUCUAAAGACUGAGAUAGAGGCUAGUGACGACAGUGAUGAGGUCGAUGCUGCUGCUCGAGUAAAGCGUGCUAUUCGACGAAGACGUGGACGUGGUCGUCGAGCUAAUCGCAGACGUGCUGCUGCUGCCCGAAGAGUGAGCACUACUGAUGAUUUCCUGUCAUCUUCGUACUAA
This is a messenger RNA of Strongylus vulgaris, 372 nucleotides long. The record is from the annotation of a GenBank genome assembly. NCBI's taxonomy places the organism in Eukaryota, Metazoa, Nematoda, Chromadorea, Rhabditida, Strongylidae.